GCCGGGGAAGAGCGAGAGCGACCAUCCUCCUCCAGAUUGACACAUCUCCGUCGAUUUAAACUGUCAGAAUCAUGUCUUACUUCGAGACGAAGUUUUGGCCGAGGAAUCAGUACCAGAACAUGGAGGAACCCAAUGGAAACAUCUGCAGAUCAAUAUGCAAAUCAAUAAUCGCCGGUUUCUUCAUGGCCCUCUUCGUCAUGUCCGUCUGGAACGUGAGUUUCCAUCGCUCAGGGAAGAGCUACGUGGUCCUCCUAGACGCCUCCAGCCAAAUGGUCCACAGGACCUCCCCGCGGUUCCUCUCAUUCGGGCUCGACUCCUCUCUCCUCAGGGACAUGAAGAAUUUUCCGAUCAACGACGAGAGAUUCGUGAACCUGGCUCGACACCUGAGCCCCGCCUUCGUGAGGAUCGGCGGGACCUCCGCCGACUGUCUCUUCUUCAAUGAAACUGUCGUUGAGAGCCCGGAGAUCAGGAGAAAUCCAGUCGACGGGGGGGACAUCAGUAAUUUCACGCUGACCGACACUGAUUACUUGGCGAUCUACGAUUUCACGAGGAAAGCAGGAUUGAGAAUGAUGUUUGAUAUCAAUGUGCUCAUUAGAACUUCUGAUAAUCACUGGGAUGACUCGAAUGCUAAGAAAAUCAUAGCUUUUUCCAAGGGACAUGAGAUGGAAAUCGAUUGGCAACUUGGGAAUGAACCAAAUUCGUUCAAGCUUGUUUUUGAUCGUGCGGUGCCCGCAGCGCAACUAGGAAAGGAUUAUUUCCACCUGAGGACCCUCCUCAAUGCCCUGGGAUACGAGUCCAGCAUCCUAGUAGGACCCGAGGCGAAUCACAUCGGAGAUCCCGAUGACAAAGGGGUGAAUUAUGCCGCAGAGUUUCUCGAAAAUGAGGGACACAGCGUGGAGUUUGCUACCUGGCAUCAGUAUUAUCUGAACGGUCGUGAGGCCACAGCCAUGGACUUCAUCAAUCCAGCAGUCUUCAAUCGUCUUCCUGCUGAGAUCAGCUCGUUCCAGCGGGCCAUCAACAGCUCAGGGAGGGAUGUCAAAAUGUGGCUGUCAGAAACGAGUUCUGCGUAUGGAGGAGGGGCUCCUGAGUUGUCUGACAGAUACGUGGCAGGAUUUUUGUGGCUGGAUAAACUCGGCUACUCAGCUAGUGCAGGAGUGAACGUCGUAGUUCGACAAUCGCUCUUCGGUGGGUAUUACGCGAUGGUGGGCCACGAUCUGGUCCCGAAUCCCGACUGGUGGGUCAGCGUGCUCUUCAAGACACUAGUCUCGGAGAGGGUCCUGCACCUGGAGAGCGCCAACAACAGUGGGACCUUGAGGUUCUACGCCCACUGCACCCCCGAGGCCUCCCUCAUAAGUGGAGUGCCUGCUGUUACGAUUUACGGAGUCAAUUUGGAUGUUCACAGAGCUCAAGUCUUCAUCCAAGGCAGCUGGAUGAGGAAAAAUGCCAAAGUACUGCUGUACAUUCUUACCGGGGAGUUUUUAAAGUCGAGUGAAAUAAGACUGAAUGGAGACAUCCUGAAGCUGAAGCCCGACGGAUCUCUCCCCCCCUUCACGCCAGUGAUAAUAGACCCCUCACAAAUAAUAACUCUCCCUCCCCUCUCAAUGGCAUUCAUCGUCGCCCAUGGUGCAGAUAUACGUGCGUGCAUGCCAUAACAAUACCAACAAAUCCUCUCAAUCCGUUUAUUUCAGUAACACUUUUAUUUUCAAUGACAUCUCUCCACAAUCGUGAUGAAAUUCCUAGUUACCGGACAGAUGGAGCACUCCCCAUCAUAAUUAAUAUUGUAAUUCCCUCAUCGAUUCAUGAUACACUUAAAGCUAUAUACGUCUCUUCAACGAUGUGUUAACCUGUUUAUAACUGACAUUUACUCCAUCGGACACAAGUAUUACAUCUCUCGUGGAUCAAUUUUUUGAGCGAAAAAAAUCUUCAAUUAAAAAAAAAAUAUAUGGAAUGAAUGUGCGUUCGUUCUUUCACACGUACGAAGAAAUUCCAUGGAGAAACCCAGUGAAUUCGCUAGAAAAUUUUAUUGGAUUUAUCAAUGGAAAAUAUUCUACAGAAGAGAUCAAUAGAAUUCGAUUUUUCUGUACAACACAACAGUCUAUUGAGAUAUUUUCUCCAGAAAUUCCUCUGCUCAAUUUUCCCAAGUUUUUUGUUUCAUUCUUUCAAUGAAAGUUGAUGAAAAAUAGAGUGGAAAAAACUUGGAAAAUGUCGAAAAAUUCCUGCAGAAAAUGUUUGAAAAUUCAAUAGAAUUUCCCAUCAAAUCCACUGAGUUUAUCAGUGAAAUAUUUCUCGUGCGAUAUUCAUCCUUAAAUAAAAAUCACACCGAAGGAAUGACUAACUGUAAGUAUUGUUUCUUUAUGAUAAAUACUGAGAACAAUCAACAGGCCUCGAAAUAUACAAGACUUAUAUGUAUAUUUACAUGAAAAUUAUAUAUUCUUUAUGAACAAAUUUAAUCAUUAAAUAAAAUUCCUCACUCUUGG
Molecule: messenger RNA, 2477 nt
Organism: Diachasma alloeum
Lineage: Eukaryota; Metazoa; Arthropoda; Insecta; Hymenoptera; Braconidae
Product: heparanase
Exons: 5
Coding region: 72-1652 (526 amino acids)
Cellular component (GO): extracellular matrix; membrane
Molecular function (GO): hydrolase activity, acting on glycosyl bonds
Source: RefSeq, a predicted model, not a curated record